GUCAUUUUAGCUGCCGCACGGUCGGCACAAGAACUCGAACUUGAUUUUCCUCAGUUGCGGUCCGAUCGUGUUUUUGGUUUCAUCUCUUUUAUUUUCAUUCAUCGACUGACGACAGUUAGAAUUGUUUAACAUUCGUAACAAUGCGAAGCUUCCUGCUCUGGGCAUUUAUAUUUUUUGCAACGCAAUAUACCGAUGCCACACCUGCAAGAGUUGUAUGUUACUUCAGUAACUGGGCUAUCUACAGACCUGGAGUUGGAAGAUAUGCUUUAGAAGAUGUACCAGUAGAUCUUUGUACUCACAUCGUCUACUCUUUCAUUGGUGUAGACGAUAAAACUUGGGGCGUCCUAGUAAUAGAUCCAGAGCUGGAUGUGGACCAAAAUGGCUUCAAUAACUUCACAGCUCUUAAAGCAACACACCCGAAUGUCAAAUUCCAAGUAGCUGUAGGAGGAUGGGCCGAAGGCGGUGAAAAAUAUUCUGCUAUGGUAGCUGACAAGUCUAGAAGAGACACAUUCAUAAGAAGCGUGGUUGACUUCAUGAAUAAAUAUGGAUUUGAUGGUUUUGAUUUGGAUUGGGAAUACCCAGGAGCAGCAGACAGAGGUGGCAGUUUCUCUGACAAAGACAGAUUUUUCUAUUUCGUCGAAGAACUGAGAAGAGCUUUCAAUAAAGAGGGCAAAGGCUGGGAAAUUACAAUGGCCGUACCAAUCGCCAAAUUUAGACUUAACGAAGGAUACCACGUACCAGAACUUUGCGAAUUACUUGAUGCUAUACACGUGAUGUCAUACGAUUUGAGAGGAAAUUGGGCCGGAUUUGCUGACUCGCACAGUCCUUUAUAUAAGAGACCACAUGACCAAUGGGCAUACGAAACUCUGAACGUUAAUGACGGUCUUCAACUUUGGGUGGACUACGGAUGUUCACCGAAGAAACUUAUUGUCGGAAUUCCAUUUUACGGAAGAUCAUUCACGUUGAGCAACAGCAACAACAAUUACAAUCCAGGCACUUACAUCAACAAGGAAGCAGGUGGUGGUGACCCAGGUCCAUACACCAAUGCCACCGGAUUCUUGGCAUACUACGAGAUUUGUACCGAAGUUAACAAUAAAGAUGCUGGUUGGACUAAAAAAUGGGAUGAAGCUGGAAAAGUACCUUAUGCUUACAAAGGAAACCAGUGGGUUGGAUACGAAGACCCAGAAAGUGUGCAAAUUAAAAUGGACUGGAUCAAAUCUAAAGGCUAUGGUGGUGCAAUGAACUGGGCUAUUGAUAUGGAUGAUUUUCAUGGUUUAUGUGGACCCAAGAACCCGCUCAUUCAUAUUCUAGCCGCUAACAUGAUGUCAUAUGACGUGCCCGAACCUACCCACACGACCACACCAAGACCUGAAUGGGCCAGACCACCAAGCACCCCAUCAGAAGACGGAUCCAAACCAGUAGUGACCACUCCCAAACCCGGACAAUGGGUACCACAAGCACCAACAAGCACUACAAGGAAGCCUAAACCGACAACUGCUGCUACUACAACAAAGAGACCAACCACCCAGCCACCGGCAUAUGUUGAACCAGUUGAACCAGUCGAACCAGAAGAACCAGAUAACGAGGUACACUAUCCGGAGUUGCCCCACCCCGGAAGUCCUCCAAAACCUACAAAUCCUCCCAUUCCACCAAAGCCAACAGAAGCUCCAAAUCCAGAUUUUGAAUGCAAAGGUGAUUUCAUGCCACAUGAAGACUGCACAAAGUAUUAUCGCUGUGUACAUGGAAAACCAAUGAUUUUCUCUUGUAAACCUGGCACUGCUUACCAUACUGUGACAAAUGUCUGUGAUUGGCCAGCGAAUGUGGACCGUGAAGAGUGCAGAAAAUCUUAAGUUUUAUUAAUAUCUUCUAUGCACUUGUUUGUAAGACUUAUCGUAUAGUAUUUUUAUUUAUUAAAUCUGUGUAAAAUGA
Messenger RNA from Aethina tumida (small hive beetle), 1929 nucleotides. It is a transcript of the gene Cht5, whose product is annotated as endochitinase. The record is from RefSeq and is a predicted model, not a curated record. Gene Ontology annotation, biological process: carbohydrate metabolic process; chitin catabolic process. The transcript is spliced from 9 exons. Lineage: Eukaryota; Metazoa; Arthropoda; Insecta; Coleoptera; Nitidulidae. Gene Ontology annotation, molecular function: chitinase activity; chitin binding. The coding region runs from base 141 to 1850 and encodes 569 amino acids. Gene Ontology annotation, cellular component: extracellular region.